AGAUGGCGCUGAAAUCGCUAUUAUACAAUUCUAGUUAAUUUUUCAUACGUUUUCAUUAUUUUAAAUAAUUAUUGAUCGAGAUUAAUUAAUACACACGUAGAUUAUCAAAAAAUAUUAAAAUCCAUAUGCUCGUUAGGAAGUAAAUUGCUAGAAAAUAAAUACGAUAAAAAUGAUUGAAAAGAGAUGGAAACAGUAGUGUGCCAAACGUAUCUUGUUUGAAUAAUAUAUAAAUUAUAUAAAAGGAAAUUAUUUACAAUUUUUCUUUUUCGUUGAAAAAAUUAUUUUAUAAAUUAAAUAUCAAACGAAAAUUUAAAUUUCAAAGAAUUUGAGGAGAUAUCGAAUCAGAAUGGGAAUAGAAAUAUAUUCCGGCGGAAGUCGUAUUUUCGUUGGAAAUACUCCAUCCUUUUUGAUACAUCUCUUUUUUGAAUAGAGACGAUAGUUUGUUUAAUGCUUCACGCUACUUGAAUUUUUGUUUGCAUCGUUAAUGUCAAUGUGGAAAUAAAUAAAUAGAUAAGGACAGUAGAUAAAGCGUAUCUUCAAUAGGUAUCAAUAAGAUAAUGAUAACUUUUGUAUUUGAUGAAUUCAGUUGAUAUUUAAUGUAAAUUUAAUAGAAAGAAAUAUAUUAGAAAAAUUAUUUAAAAUGAGUGUGGAUACAACUUUACAUUCAGACGAACGCAGUCUCAAUUGCAAAAGAUCAACGUACAUGGAUUGGGAUGAAUAUUUUAUGGCUGUAGCAUUUUUAGUUUCAAAGCGUAGUAAAGAUCCAGUUACUCGUGUAGGAGCCUGUAUAGUCGAUAAUGAAAAUAGAAUAGUAGGUGUAGGAUACAAUGGUAUGCCCAGAGGUUGUAGCGAUGAUAUAUUUCCUUGGAAAAAGAAGUCUGGUAAUAAAUUAGAUGAAAAAAAACUAUAUGUAUGUCAUGCCGAAAUUAAUGCUAUUUUAAAUAAAAACUCUAAUAAAUUGAAGAAUUGUAGGAUGUACGUAGGUCUUUUUCCAUGUAAUGAAUGUGCAAAAGUAAUUAUUCAAUCUGGACUGAAGAAAAUUAUUUACAUGUCAGAUAAAUAUAAUUUUAAAAUUAAAACUAUAGCAGCGAAAAGAAUGUUUGAUGCUGCAAAUGUUAAGUACAUACGAUAUAUACCAAAAAACAAUAAAAUUGUGAUUGAUUUUAGUGAAAUUAAUCACAUUCCAAAUACGAUAAAUUUAGAUUCUGCCCUUGUUGAGACUAGUUGCGACAAACAGAAUCGUAAUGAUAACGACUGUGAUGAAUCAACUUUAUCAUUAAAAAAUGAUAAAAGUUCGACGAAUGCAGAGAAAAUUGAUGAUGCGAACGAAGAACAAAAUUUAACUGAAAUGAAAAGUUUAAUGAAAUAGUAUUUUUAUAUAGAUUAUGUAUAUAUUUGUUUAUUUAUCGUUUAUUUUCUUCUUGACAUGGUAUAGGUCAAAUCUUAUUUAAAUAAGACGUCACCAUAACGUCACAAUUGUGACUUACUGCUGCACAGAUUGGUAUUCUCAGAAAUUCAGUCAAUAUUUACAUAUAAAAUUUAAUGAAGAAUAGGUACAAACGCAGGUAGAGAAUACCACUUCUUUUAAUUUUUUACACAUAUAGUUAAUUUUAUUUUCCACUUUUAUCGGCCGUGGAUAUGUAAGAAAUAAAUAAACUAAUGUACAGAAAAUGAAUUAAUUUUUGUAAUAAUACAAGUAUAAUAUUAAGUAUA
Molecule: messenger RNA, 1713 nt
Organism: Vespula pensylvanica (western yellowjacket)
Lineage: Eukaryota; Metazoa; Arthropoda; Insecta; Hymenoptera; Vespidae
Product: deoxycytidylate deaminase
Exons: 4
Coding region: 641-1369 (242 amino acids)
Biological process (GO): dUMP biosynthetic process; dTMP biosynthetic process
Cellular component (GO): cytoplasm
Molecular function (GO): dCMP deaminase activity; zinc ion binding
Source: RefSeq, a predicted model, not a curated record